CAUGUAUUGAUUUGAUGUUGCGAGGGUGAACAUAAUGUCUUAGAAGUUCAAACUUCGCGAUAGUGAUUGUAAAGAAUAUUAUUAAAUUCAUUUAUAUAAAAUGUCUCAGCAAGAAUCAAUAUAUGAUUUAGCUUAUCGUGGUAAGACGUCAGAUGUGAAAAUUCUACUUAAUGAAACUGAAUCUUUGAAAACACAAACAGACGGCAAUGGACGAAUGUUGAUACAUUGGAGUGCUUUAGGCGGACACGAUGAUCUAGUUAGAUAUUUAUUAUCUCUCGGUGUACCGGUUGAUCCAACAGACGACACGAAUAUGACACCAUUAAUUUUGGCAGCCUCUGCUGGACGAGAAAAAGUUGUUAACACUUUGCUUGCCGAAAGUGCAAAUGUUAAUGCAAAGACUGUGGAUGGACAUUCGGCAUUGCAAUACGCAGCAUCGAAAAAUUGGAAGUCAAUAUGCGUUGCAUUGCUCGAAAAAUAUGCGGAUAUAAAUAUCACUGACAAAAGAGGAGCGACUCCUAUGCACAGAGCUGCUUCAAAAGGAAAUAUUGCAAUAGUUAAAUUGUUAAUAGAAUAUGGAAAAGAUUUAAAGAUAGAUCAAAAGGACGCAUAUGGAAAUACCGCGUUGCAUCUAGCUUGCGAGGAAGAUCGUUUGGAAGAAGCAAAAUUGUUGGUUAUAAAUGGCGCCGAUAUAACGUUAACCAACAAAGAACGCAAAACACCAUUAGAUCUGGCGAGUCCUAGAUUAGCUCGAACGCUUAAACAACUAAAGGAAGACCCGAUAACAACUUAAUGCUUUUUUUGUUAUAUGUCAAUUAUACUUGAAUGUAUUGAUUGUCUGUUAUGGAAAAAAAAAGAAAAAAAAAAGAAAAAAUAAAUAAAUAAAUAAAACAAUA
Molecule: messenger RNA, 893 nt
Organism: Vespa velutina
Lineage: Eukaryota; Metazoa; Arthropoda; Insecta; Hymenoptera; Vespidae
Product: 26S proteasome non-ATPase regulatory subunit 10-like
Exons: 4
Coding region: 101-790 (229 amino acids)
Molecular function (GO): protein binding
Source: RefSeq, a predicted model, not a curated record